CUGUGUGGCUCUUUAAAUGUUAUAAUUUUACAGACUGCAAGAUUUCAGACACAAGGGUUGAAAAAACAUGUUCCUCAUUUAGAGAAGAAAGUAAAUCAAUUGAAAACACUGAAAAAAAGAAAUCUGAACAUUUGUUAAAUAGCAGGGAAACACACAGAGAAGAUCCAUCAUAAAUUCUGACAACAGAGAAAACAAAAGUUGAAACAUUGUAAUUAAACAGACUAAACAGAGUUUUUAGCUUUGCAAAAUUAUUUACACUUACAGUUUUUUCUGAAUGCUUAAGCGAUAAUCGUGAUUCUUGUAGCACAAUUUCUAAAACUAUUAAUACGUAUAGCAAAACCACUCUCUGAGUUUGCAAAACUAAAAGCACAAACACUGCUUUGCACUCAGUUUGCAAUUUUGUAACACACACUUUGCAAAACUGUAGGCACAAUUCACUGCACAACACUCUUUUUUCAGAACUUUAAACACAACUCACUGCUUACACUCAAUUACCAAAUUUCCAACACACUCCUAGCAAAAUUAUACACAUGUAUGGCUAUCAUUAACACUAUUUUGCCAACUGUCUGGCACAUUUUCACAUGUAAAAACUGUUUUAGAUAAUUAGUUCACUUUGCAAUCAGCCUGAGCACUAUAAAUAAGCCACAGGUAAGCUGUCUGUGUGGAGUACAAUGGAAGGAGCAGUAAGAGUGAGAAGAGUGAGAAUCAGAGGAGGCAGAGGAGGCUGAGUGAGAGGACGUGGAGGUGAACAAGCGAGAGGGUUAGAGGAAGUUAGAGGACAAGGAGGAGCAAGAAGAGGACGAUGACGGGAAAGAGGAAGUGUAAGAAGAGUAAGAAAUAGAAUAACUGAUGACAUCAGAGCUACAAUAGUGGACCGUGUCAUAAACCAUGGGAUGACCCUGAGGGAAGCUGGCCAACAGGUUCAGCCUAAUUUGAGCCGCUACACUGUGGCAAGCUUCAUUAGGACAUUUCGAAAUAUUAAUCGAAUUGCUAGACGUCCAGAUGUUGGGGGCAGAGGAAGAAUGUUCACUCCAGAGCAAGAGACCCAUAUAGUGAACAUGGUGAUUGCCAAUAAUGCAAUAAGACUGCGCGAAAUACAGCAGCGCAUAAUUGAUAAUGACACCAUCUUUCAAAAUAUACACAGUGUAAGGAUUUCUGCACUAAGUCGUGUACUUGCGCGCCACAGAAUAAGAAUGAAGCAAAUUUACAGAGUUCCUUUCGAGAGAAACACAGAACGUGUAAAGCAACUGCGUUAUGACUAUGUGCAGAGAGGGAUGGAACUAGAAGCAGAUGCCAUGGGACAUGAGUUACUUUUGGUAGAUGAGGCCGGUUUUAACCUCCGUAAAACCAGGAGACAUGGCAGGAACAUUACUGGACACCGUGCCAUCAUCAAUGUCCCAGGACAACAUGGUGGUAACAUAACCAUGUGUGCAGCUAUAAGCCAAAAUGGUGUUGUUCACCAUCAUGCCAACCAUAGGCCCAUACAACACUGCACACAUUAUUGCAUUCCUGGACACCUUACAUGACAUGCUCACUGCUCGGAGACCAGAGCAUACCCGAUAUGUCAUCAUAUGGGACAAUGUUAGUUUCCAUAGGGCUGCUUUGGUCCGCAACUGGUUUACAGACCACCCAUCCUUCAUGGCACUCAACCUCCCUCCAUACUCUCCAUUCUUAAAUCCCUUCGAGGAGUUCUUCUCUGCCUGGCGCUGGAAAGUGUACGACCGUCAUCCUCAUCAACAGGUAGCCCUUUUACAGGCAAUGGAGGAGGCAUGUGGAGAUACUGACCAGGCAUCAUGUCAAGCCUGGAUACGGCAUUCAAGGAGAUAUUUUCCCCGGUGCCUUGGACUGGAGGAUAUUGCAUGCGAUGUGGACGAAAUUUUGUGGCCGGACCCAGAAAGACAACAUGAUGUAGGCUGAUUGUCUUUUUUUGCGUGAAAUUACUAUUUUGUGUUCUGACUUCAUCUUGGUUUUGAUGAGUGUGAAUAAACACCAAUACUUGAAGCUUGGAUCCUUGUAUGUUUACAUGACACUGACAAAAGUAUGACCUCAAAUUGACAUCUGUACACAGAGAAAGCAAAAGCCAGAUGUGUUUUGUAUUCAUACUAUCAGAGUGUAGUUGGCACAUUGUGUGCUUAGUAGAUGAUGGCUUGUUUUUACUGUUUGAUUCGAAAACACCAUUUUUACGAAGGUGUGAAGAGUUAAUCUAGCUGUGUUCACUUUUGCAAGAGAACUACGAUGAUGAGGCCUGUACUUCAUAUAUGAGUUUGUGACUAGAGUAUGUGCAAAUAAAAUGUUCACAUACUAAAAGUUUAAUAGUAAAUUAAAUCACAGAUAUACUUGAUCUGGAUGACGAUUAUAGAGAUCAGGAAUUUAAAGGUGACACUUCAUACAGUUAAUGUUGCACAUAUGGAAGGCCAAUGUAAUUUGAUGGGUUGUAAAGGUGUACAUCAGAAAUACAGCAAUAAACAUGAAACGAUUGUUAGUUACUACAGUAUGUAUUAAACUCAUGAGCAUAACAUAGACAUGAGAUAAAUAUUUAUGUUCUGUAAGAUGCUCU
This is a messenger RNA of Carassius auratus (goldfish), 2557 nucleotides long. RefSeq lists its product as uncharacterized. Gene Ontology annotation, molecular function: nucleic acid binding. The transcript has 3 exons. The coding region runs from base 894 to 1526 and encodes 210 amino acids. The record is from RefSeq and is a predicted model, not a curated record. Lineage: Eukaryota; Metazoa; Chordata; Actinopteri; Cypriniformes; Cyprinidae.